AGAGCGCAAGAGAGGACCAAAGUUACGGAUUAAGCGCUUCUCCUUCGAGAAGAAAAAGCGACAUAGCGGUCCUCCGUUUAAUUUGAUUUUACUUUUAUAAAGAUUAUCAACAGUCUACACUUUCUCUGGACUGCACAUUUUGGCAAAAACUUUUUUUUUAAUUCAUUUUGAGUCUGAAGGCAUUUGCCUUAUGGCCCCUUUCAAGGAAUAAGAAACACAACGGGAGAAAAAAAAAAAAAACCUUCACUGAGAGUUCUGUGAUUGCAAGUUUGGGUUUUAGGACUUUUUCUCCUUUGCGGUUGGAACAGCUGUCGCUGGUCAGUUUUGCAAAGAUUCUCGAUGGCGUAGGUAGUUGCGAGAUUUUUUAAAACACCUUUACGAGGAUUUAAUAGUCUUAUUAAAAGAGAUGCGCCUUUGUUUUUUGUGCAUAAAAGAAACUGGAGUGCGUAAAGUAUAGUGAAACCCGAUCGUCGUAACUUUUGGAUGAGAGUAAUGCGGAAUAAAUACGGCGUCUAGAAGGAUGUUGCUGCUUGUACAAUGGAAGUAAAGCACUCUUUUACUUUUCUUGCGGUGCUUUGUCUUUUCUUCUGCUCCGGCUUCAGCCAAGAACUCAACCCCAAAGGCAGGAAUGUGUGCAAAGUACCCGGAUCAUCAACAUCAGUCUGCUGCAGUGGAUGGGGGCAGCUAGGAAAUGAAUGCCUGACACCCCUCUGUGACGGGAACUUCACCUGCAAGGAGAACGAGGUGUGUGUCAGGCCAAAUGAAUGUCGUUGUCGUCACGGAUACUUUGGUGCUAGCUGUAACACCAAGUGCCCUGCUGAGUACUGGGGACCUGACUGCAAGGGGGAGUGUAACUGUUACCCCAAUGGCCAGUGCGAUGACCUGACCGGCAAGUGUACCUGCAACCACAAUCGUUGGGGACCUAAAUGCGAGAAUGCGUGUCUGUGCCAAAAGGGCAAGUGUGACCAAGACACGGGAAAAUGCACGUGCUAUCCUGGCUUCUGGGGUCCUCAGUGCAACAACAACUGCUACUGCAGCAUCAAUUCUGUCUGUGAUGUGGUGACGGGGCGAUGUUUGUGCAACCCUGGCUGGACUGGGAGGAACUGUGCACUUCAGUGUAACUGUAACAAUUCACCGUGCGACCAGUUUACGGGACGCUGCCAGUGCAGGGAGAGGCUGUGGGGCCAACGGUGUGAACGAAACUGCCAGUGCCACUAUGGCAAGUGCAACCAGGCUGAUGGUUCAUGUACCUGUCUGCCUGGGUACCGUGGGAAGUUCUGCAGGGAGCCAUGUCCUGCUGGGUUCUAUGGUCAAAACUGCAGAAACAGGUGUGGGCACUGCAAAGGCCAGCAGCCCUGUAAGGUGACUGGGGGCAGCUGUAUCACAUGUGACAGAGGAUGGAAUGGGACUCGGUGCGAUCAGCUCUGCUCCAAGGGCUUCUUUGGUGAAAACUGCCACGAAGUGUGCCCUACGUGUAAAGAUGGUCACCACUGUGACCCCAUUCAUGGCAAGUGUUCUCACUGCAACCCUGGCUGGAUUGGGGACAGGUGUGAGGUGCGCUGCCCCAACGGCACGUAUGGUGAGAACUGUGAAAACAACUGCAGCCAUUGUUUUAAUGGCAUCUGUCAUGUUGUUACCGGAGAGUGCCUGUGUGACCCCGGGUUUUAUGGCACAUACUGCAAUAUGACCUGUCAGCCCGGCCAGUACGGGAUCAACUGCAACCAGAUCUGCUCCUGCCAUGACAAGAACUGUGAUCCUGUGUCUGGUGCCUGCUAUCUCCAGCCCAACCAGCGGAUGGGUGUGAUUGCAGCCGGGAGCUUGGUCUCCUUUUUACUGAUUGUUCUGCUCUCGCUGCUGUGCUGCUGCUGCCUCUGUCGACACAAAGACAACCACAACAAAAAAGCCAAACGGAUCCUGUGUGGACGAUUCAGCAGAAUCAGCACUAAACUUCCCCGUAUUCCACUGAGGCGACAGAAACUGCCCAAAGUAGUCGUAGCACACCACGACCCGGAGAACACCUUCAACUGUAGCUUCAUUGAACCCCCCUCUGUGGCCGAGCAGCACUCCCCCUCCUCCUGGUCAUUCCAGGGGUCCUUCUCUUCUUUUGAGAGUGGAGACGAGGGGCCAGUUUACUGCGUUCCACAUGAAGAGUCUAUGAAUGACAAGCGCAGCCCCAGCCCAGCAGCAGAGAAGUCAGAAUCUGUCCCUGAUGAAGAUGACGCAGGUGAAUACACCUCCCUGAAAGACACAAAUGUGACCAAAACAGAAGGCGGUGAGCCCCAGUAUGCCUUUGUCGCCCGCCUCUCCAAGCAGUCCAAGGAGGAUGAGAGCAGUGGCAAGGAUAGAGAUGGCACUCCUAUACUAGAGGCCAAGCGCAAUGGAAAGCCGCCGCCUUCACCUGGGAAGCCCAAACCACGGCCACCAGACCCAUCCACUAAACCCAAGGUGUCGUGGAUACACGGGAACACCACAGGGUCUCCCCAGCUAGAGCAGCAGGGGGGAAUUAAGGCACUUGCAGUGUCAAAGGAGAAAAAGAGGAGUUCAAGUGAUGGCUCGUCCAAGAGUGAAGAGUGGCAGAAAAUUAAAGAAAAGAAUCAUGACCAACAGAAAGUACAGGAGGGGAAGGAGGCAGAUGCCAGCGGCUCCCCUAGCAAACACAAACCUCAGCGAGGUAAAAAGUCUGGGGAUGACCACAGCAGUCCCAGUCACAUGGAGCACAUCAAUGGGGUUGUUCAGAAUGCUCUCAAGAAGAUAAGUAAUUUUCACAGCUCCUCACCUGAAAAGAAAAGUGCUGACAGUUCAAAGCAGACCCCUAAGGAGCCACCCAAGAGCCCAAAGGUCAUCCACCCUCAUAUGAACUCGGAGGCUGCUACGCUGCUGGCCGCUCAGCUCAAGGAAAAAACCCAAAGCAUCAACAGAAAUGAGGGAACAGGACUGACAAAGACCAACGGUCUCUCCACACCCAGGGUAAAUCGGGAGAAGCCCACACCUCCACAGAAAGCCAAGAGAACCGGCUCCACUGGACUGAGCCAGCAAGGCUCUACCAAACCCCAGCUGCCCACCUCGAGUAGCCUCCAGAAGAUGGUGGCACCUGUAACAACCACCCUUGGGACCUCUGAAGCCAAGAACCCGGAAAAGCAGGACUUGAACGGCUCCAGGACAGGGGACCCACUGGAUCCUAUGCCAAAGAAGACUCCCAUAAAAAAGCCACCCAGGAAGAAAGGCAAGGAAGGUACUUUGGAUACAUCUGAAAGUAAAAUGCCACAGCAAAAAACAGCUAUCAUGCCACCUCAGGUGGUAAAAUAAGUGUUUUGAACUACAAAUUGCACAAAGUUUGUGAUGGAUUUUCUAAAAUUAAUUUGUUGGAAGUUCAACCACCACGUAGUUUUUCAGUCAAGGAAUUGUAAUUUUUUUUCUGUGUGAGUUUGCGGCGACUCCAGGACCAGUCAAGAGUAAGAAGUGCUUUUAAAUCAAGAGGAACAGUUGAGUCAUAUUGGUAAGGUGCAUUAUAAGAACCUAUAUACAUCAUUGUAUUACAUUUCAAGAGUCCUUUUUUUAAAUAACAAGUAUAUAUAUAUAUAUAUAUCAACCUCACACCACAACCUGUGCCUAAGCUGGACACAACUGUAAGAGCAGUGGUGCAAAGACAUAAUCCAAAUUCAUUCUUUUCUUGUCCUCUGCAGUAUGUCCACCACUAUAGUAUGCUUAUAUGCUUAGACAUCCAUAAGGCUUCUUCUUCUUCCAGUUCUACCACUGAAUUUUAUGGUAACCCUUACACUGUAUCAUAAAAAGUUUGGAAAUAGCACAGUCUGUAAAAAGGGACAGAGGACUGUCCCCAGUCAAAGUUUCAUCUCAGUGAAUAAACACUUUAGCACCAGCUAUAGAACCGCAUCUUAGAAGAAAAAAGAGGUAUAGUUGGAUUUCCUGGAUCAGGUAGUGUUCAAGUGUUCAAGUCGUGACACCAAUGAUCUUUUUGGCUAAGCAGUGAAUGAGUUAUUACACACAUUUUUGAUUUGUUAUGCUUUGAUUUAUUAAAACCAAAAGAGUUCCAUGAAUUUCAGACCCCAUUUAGAGAAACUGCACCUGACCACCAUAUUAGACUUUAUCUAAAUGUCUAUUGUUUCCAAUCUUCACCACAGUGGAGAGAGAUAAUAUAAAACCAAGCCUCACAAACGUCCUGAGAUUGUUCUGUCUGCUCGUUGUGGUCAUCAGAAUUGUAGGUGUGUCCAAAUUCAAGGACUGCACCCUUCCAAGGAAGCAGCCU
Archocentrus centrarchus (flier cichlid) is the source of this 4264-nucleotide messenger RNA. It is a transcript of the gene scarf2, whose product is annotated as scavenger receptor class F, member 2. Gene Ontology annotation, cellular component: focal adhesion. The transcript is spliced from 11 exons. Gene Ontology annotation, biological process: heterophilic cell-cell adhesion. Lineage: Eukaryota; Metazoa; Chordata; Actinopteri; Cichliformes; Cichlidae. The coding region runs from base 538 to 3306 and encodes 922 amino acids. Gene Ontology annotation, molecular function: scavenger receptor activity. The record is from RefSeq and is a predicted model, not a curated record.